AGCUGAAAUGGCACUCUGUUGCCUUGCUGUGUUCACAGGAUGGAUAUCUGCGGGGGUCCUUACAGCUACCUAAUUUCUCUUCUCCUCCUCCUGUUCCCUUCAGAGGCAGCCUGUCGCCCCUCUGGGAGAAGACUCUGUAAGAUGCAAGUCUUCAGAAUUUGGGAUGUUAACCAGAAGACCUUCUACCUGAGGAAUAACCAACUAGUUGCUGGAUACUUGCAAGGGCUAAAUACUAAAUUAGAAGAAAAGAUCGAUGUGGUGCCCAUUGACUCUCAUGCUGUGUUUUUGGGGAUCCAGGGGGGGAAGCUAUGCCUGUCCUGUGUCAAGUCUGGUGACAAUAUCAGGCUCCAGUUGGAGGCAGUUAACAUCACUGACCUGAGCAAGAAAAGGGAGCAAGAUAAACGCUUCACCUUCAUCCGUUCAGACAAUGGCCCUACUACCACCUUUGAGUCAGCUGCCAUCCCAGGCUGGUUCCUCUGUACAGCACUGGAGGCUGACCAGCCUGUCAGCCUCACCAAUACACCAGAAGAGCCCAUCAUGGUCACCAAGUUCUAUUUCCAGGAGGAUCAGUAGUACUGCCAAGACCUGCCUUUCCCUACUCCUGGGCCAUCAGUGACUCCAGAGACUGACUCUUUGCCCUGGCCAUCUUUGGGCUCUUAGGAGCCCAAAGGCUGGUGGCCUUGUGGAAGGAAGCAAAAGAGGUGACAACUCCUCCUGCAGCCUCUCAGUUGACUCUCUCUCUACAAUGCCUCCAGAAUGAUCAUCCCAAUCGCAAAUCAGGCCAUGGCAGUCCCAUGCUCACAGUUCUUCUGACCUCUGGGUGAAAUCCAGACUCCCUUCUCUGCCUGAGUGCCUUCUUUCUCCCCCUGUCUCCUAUCUCCUCCACUAUCCUACGCCACAUCCAUGACCCCAAUCCAUCAGGACCCUCACUCACUGCCACCAAGUGGCUCCCCUCACACUGUUUCAUCUAUCAAUGCCAGUCAAUGGGGAAGGUUUUGUUCUUGUUGGUUGUGCUUUGGUUUUUGUGCUAAAGAGUAGAUUUAGGGUCUUACAUGGCCAAACAUAUUCUAUCCCUGAGUUGCACUCCAAUCCAUGGGGAUAUUUUUAAGGCUCUGAAAAAUACAAAUUAAGUAGUUUAUGAUUAUUUUUAACAAGCCAAUUUUAUUUAGUAAGAAGAAGAUUAAAAGAAACUAAUUGGGGGAUAAGGGGGCUGGGA
Messenger RNA from Dipodomys ordii (Ord's kangaroo rat), 1216 nucleotides. It is a transcript of the gene Il1rn, whose product is annotated as interleukin 1 receptor antagonist. NCBI's taxonomy places the organism in Eukaryota, Metazoa, Chordata, Mammalia, Rodentia, Heteromyidae. The record is from RefSeq and is a predicted model, not a curated record. Gene Ontology annotation, biological process: inflammatory response to antigenic stimulus; negative regulation of interleukin-1-mediated signaling pathway. Gene Ontology annotation, molecular function: cytokine activity; interleukin-1 receptor binding; interleukin-1 receptor antagonist activity. The coding region runs from base 40 to 573 and encodes 177 amino acids. The transcript has 4 exons.